CCUGCUUUCUAGUAAACUCGGCAUUUUACGAUAUCUUGUGCAAUGGAAGGAGUGUUUCUCGUGAUUCAUCGUGUGCCAACCAGUUCAUUAAUCACGGGAAUGUGGCCGAUAUCUAAAUUGGUUCUAGCCAACAUGGCUUUGUAAAUACAACAAGUGCAUUCAAUUUUUGAUGAUAUUUUUAAAUUAUAAAAAUGAAUGCUAUCAUAGCUGUGUGUCACUUCUGUGAACUCCAUGGCCCAAGAAUUGUAUAUUGCACACAAUCUUUCCAUCCACAAGAACACAGAGCUGUAGAUGAUGAGGAUGCAUUGUCUGAUGUCAGUGCUGGUCAUCUACACAACCGGUCAAAAGCCAUAAGACAUGGUUCUUUUUCUUCUACUGAUAGUGCUGCUGUGACAAGUAUGAAGACAGAUCUUUGUGAAGGCUGUUAUUCAGUCAAAACUGGAUUUGUUAGUCACGAUGAUGAAGUUCCUAUUAGUUAUGUGAGCAGCCAACAUCCACACCACCCCAAAGUUUUUAGUAUGGUACGACAAGCUUGUCUGCGAAGUCUUAGUUGUGAGGUGUGUCCCGGUCGAGAAGGUCCUAUUUUCUUUGGUGAUAAACAACAAGGCAAUGUUCUCAGUUACACUUUCUAUAUCCAAGAUAAUCAAGCUCGUGGAUUUAAACGUUGGUAUAGCAUCAUCAUUGUUAUGAUGGACAAAUUAUAUUUGUUGAACUCUUGGUCUUUCCUUGUACCAAAUUUACAACUUGUUAUCAAGCAACUACAAAUGAAAGCAGAAAAGGUCUACACUGAAGAACAGACAAGAUGUCCGCAGAAAGGCUACAGAGAUAGUAUUUACCCAGCAAGCUUCCGGUUUCAACGAGGUGGUAACAAGCCAGCUCGAUCAUUGAAGGAAUUAACAGAUGAUAAACAUAUUUUCAAAAUGUUACAUGUAUCGUUUGUGUGGAUCCUUAAAGCUUGCGUUAACCGAAUAACUGAAACCUCUCUAGAAGCCCCUCCUACAGAAGAUGCUAUUCUGGAUACAGAGAGAUUAGAAGAAACUGAAGAAGGCUUUAUAAAACUCUACAUGAGGAAAUCCAGUCCAGACAAAGAAAAUCCAGACAUUGAUUCAAUGGAUGCCGACCCAGAUCAGCCGAGAUUUUAUAAUUUACAAAAUGUUAUGCAGGUGCUUGGUUAUUUAAACUUUCACACAGUGGCCCAUCAUAUUGUCAUAGGGAACCAGUUAAUUGUCAAGGGUGCAGAGAAACAGCUUGUCAAGUCAAUGUUAGAAGUCUUGAAGGGUUUAUUACCAAAAGGUUGUUGUAAAAUAAUUCCUUACAGUGAAAAGUAUGAAGAAUCUUGGCGCUGCAACUUUUUAGGAGUCCCUCUUGGAGUUUUGUUACCUAACCAUAUUCUAAACUCAGAACAGUUCCUUUUAAUAGAGAUUCUCAGUCCUGAAGAGGGACCACAAGAUCUCAAUAGCUAUGAGUUCAAAAUCAGUAGCCAUGUUAUCCUGCCAGAUAAAGCUCCUAAGGUACUAAUCCGUAUGGAACUUGCACUAAGAAAUACAAAUCUAUGCUAUGAAGUUAUUGAACAAUGCUUAAUUUGUUUAAAAGAAGAAUGGAUGAACAAAGUAAAGGUUCUAUUCAAGUUCACCAAAGCUGGUGGCAGCCGAUCAGAAGACGACAUGAAGAAACUUCUGCAAGUGGUUGGUGCCAAAGAAGAAGACAAACAGUUGCUAAAGUUCUGGAUGACUGGUUUAAGUGUUCAAUACCGUAACCACAUUUUGUCCACAUCAAUGAAUAUGAACAUGGUUCCUCCUUAAACUGAUGCCAUCGUCACAGUUCCAAAAUUCUUCUCCCUCUUUUUCUUGUACAUAAACACUUGUGUGUGUAUGUAUGUAUGUAUAUAUAUACAUACAUACAUAU
Molecule: messenger RNA, 1905 nt
Organism: Octopus sinensis (East Asian common octopus)
Lineage: Eukaryota; Metazoa; Mollusca; Cephalopoda; Octopoda; Octopodidae
Product: folliculin
Exons: 10
Coding region: 192-1802 (536 amino acids)
Biological process (GO): positive regulation of transforming growth factor beta receptor signaling pathway; negative regulation of transcription by RNA polymerase II; positive regulation of GTPase activity
Cellular component (GO): cytosol
Molecular function (GO): GTPase activator activity
Source: RefSeq, a predicted model, not a curated record